This is a messenger RNA of Oncorhynchus mykiss (rainbow trout), 4341 nucleotides long. Lineage: Eukaryota; Metazoa; Chordata; Actinopteri; Salmoniformes; Salmonidae. The record is from RefSeq and is a predicted model, not a curated record.
ACGUGUUCCGUGACGUGUCCACGUCGGCUACCGGAAAGUACGUCAUCUGAUGGAUUUAAAGCUUUUUAUUUUAUUUUGCUGGAUAAAGAUUAAUCUCGUUCGAAGAAAAUUGAUUUUUGUCGUUAAUCUGUGACUCGGGGGUAGGAUCCACCCGUGAUUAAAACGACUGGUAUGACGUGACGGACAGUGUUAAUUUGUAUCAAAGGGAAAGCAACACCUGGGUCCACGUAGUACGUUCCCAACCAUGAGGAGGUGACAGCCAGAUAACUCUGCUGCUACGUCUUGCUGCUUGGACAUAUGGCAAGGAUCACUUUCUCAUGCCUGCCAGCCUCCUGGUACUGCAGUGUGUCCUUGCUGUCUCUGGGUUGUGUGCCCAGGCAAAGGGCCUUCUUCCUGGUGUUCCUCACCUGCUCUGCUCUGGUUUUCCUGGGGGUCUACCAGACUGAGCUCUGGGGGCCCCAGCGCCACAGGGGACACGUCAACAAAUACCUCUCAUCUGUGGAGACCAUGGAGGCUACUGAUGUCACCAACGCAGCUCUAAACUAUGGGAUCGUGGUGGACUGCGGCAGCAGCGGCUCCAGGGUGUAUGUGUACUACUGGCCCCCCCACCAUGGAAACCUCCACACCCUGCUGGACAUCAGGCAGAUGAGGGACCACGACCGCCACCCUGUGGUCAAGAAGAUCAAACCUGGUAUUUCCACCAUGGCGCUGAGCCCAGCCAAGGCCAGUGACUACCUCCACCCCCUCCUUUCCUUCGCUGCCACCCAUGUCCCCAGGAAGAAACACAAGGAGACUCCUCUCUAUAUCCUCUGUACUGCUGGCAUGAGACUGCUGCCUGAGAGUCAGCAGGCUGCUAUCCUGGAGGACUUGGUAAGAGAUGUUCCAGUGGAGUUUGACUUCCUGUUCUCCAGCUCCCAUGCAGAGGUGAUCUCUGGGAAACAGGAAGGUGUGUAUGCAUGGAUUGGUAUUAACUUUGUGUUGGGACGCUUUGACCAUGCAGAGUACGAAGAUGAUGCAAUGGUGGAGGUCACUACAGGGUCACAGAACCAUCACCCAAUUAGCCGGCGGCGUACAGUGGGCAUCAUGGACAUGGGCGGAGCCUCGCUGCAGAUAGCCUAUGAGGUGCCUAGCGCGGUCCACUUCAGUUCACCUGAACAGGAGGAGUCGGGUAAGAGCCUGCUGGCAGAGUUUAACCUGGGCUGUGAUUCAGAGCACACGCAGCACGUCUACCGUGUAUAUGUCACCACGUUCCUGGGGUUCGGGGGGAACAUGGCUCGACAGCGCUACGAAGACCAGCUGGUCAACUCCACCAUCACCAAGAACAGGCUGACAGGCGAUCAGACAGGCAUGAUGGAAGCCACACCCCUUGCGGACCCAUGCCUCCCUGUCGGCCUAUCAGACGUGGUGCGUCGGGACGGCCGUGCGGUCCACCUGAGAGGGCAGGGGGACUGGGCCCGGUGCCAGGGGGCAGUCAGGCCUUUCCUGGGUCUCCACAACGGCACCAUGGGAUCCCCCAGGGGGGUGUACCAGGCCCCCAUCGACUACAGCAACUCAGAGUUCUACGGCUUCUCUGAGUUCUUCUACUGCACCGAGGAUGUACUGAGGAUGGGGGGACCGUACGACAGCGCUAAGUACUCCAAGGCUGCCACGGACUAUUGUGCCACCAAGUGGUCAACCCUCACCAAGCGUCUGGACAGCAAGCUGUUCUCUAAACAAGCAGACUCCUCCAGACUGAAGUACCAGUGUUUUAAGUCAGCCUGGAUGUUCCAGGUACUCCACUCAGGCUUCAGGUUCCCUAAGGACUACCCCAGCCUUAAGACUGCUCAACUGGUCUAUGACAAGGAGGUGCAAUGGACCCUGGGAGCCAUCCUGUUUAAGACACGCUUCCUGCCUCUCAGGGACCUCCAGGCAGAGUCAUUUAAACAGGGCCACUCCAACUGGCUGCGUUCCUCCUUCGUCUACAACCACUACCUGUUUUUUGCCUGUAUCCUGGUGGUCCUGCUGGCCAUUCUGCUGUACAUCCUCCGCCUCCGCAGGAUCCACCAGCGAGAACAGAGGCAGGCAGAGGCCCUGGACCUGCUCUGGGUGGAGGAGGGGGAAGCUCUUCUGGCCUGACCCAGGAUCAGUUUAGACUCUUUCUUGACCUGAGGCCUUGGGUGUGGGGGGGUUACUGAUCUAGGAUGAGUCGAGAUGCUCUCAGUAACUGGUGUUCAUAGCCUGGUAUGCACAGCUCUAGGAUCAACCUUUCACCCUCUGAGUUGUAGGCUUGACUGGUGCUCUAUUUGUUAAGAGGCACUGAUAUAGGAUCAGAUUAUCAACCGCAAAUCAUGACCUUGACUUGGACCAACGCCCUGUUGGGACAAUGAUCUAGGACCAGCUUAGUCACGCUGAAUCAUAAAGUUGACUUGGCUAGAAAUGCAAUAGCAACGUCAUCCUACAACAAAGGUUUUAAUUAUGGGGGUGCUGGACACUCCCGUUUUUUACUAAUCUUUACACCCCAGAUACAGAUAUCAACGCUGACCUGAUCGUGAGCACCCUUGUAAAACAGAAAAUAUCAACCAAGGUCCAAAUCACUAUUUAUAGUAACCUCUGACCUAGAGUGUUGAUGUAAACAUAAGUAGGAGGGGCCAUGGAACUGGAACCUUCAAAAGGGGGAGGAGAAUUGCAGGAUGUGGGCGAAACAUCAUAAAGGGAGAACUAGAUCGUUAAAACAACGAAACAGGAGAAUCCCAACAGGUGAAAGCCUGAGGGCCGAGCCAUUCUAUUUCUAUUGUAGAUAAUUCACUGUUGCAGAGGGACCACUGUGUUGGCCAUUUUGUGUGAAGGAAGGUGAAGCUUGACGUUUGAGGCUGAAGUUGCCCUUAACCACAGAUCUAGAAUCAAGUAACCUACUCCUAAUCCUAACCUUAACCAUGAGGGGGAUGCAAAUAAAAUCUGACCCUGUAUCUGUGGUUAGUGGUAACUUCUAGCUACUCUUUGAUGAAAAGGGUGCCUCUAUGAUUGUCUGUUUUGGACAGUAUUGUAACCAUGAUGAUAGUUUCUAUCUGACCAGUAUACUUCCUGUAAAUCUCACAAACAGGAAGUGCAUUAAUUCCUUAAUAAUCCCACUGUGGGAAUGCUUUUGUAUUGAAAAACUACAAUGAGGAAUCAAACAUGGGGUGGCAGGUAGCCUAGUGGGUUACAGCGUUGGGCCAGUAACCGAAAGGUUGCUUGAUCGAAUCCCCGAGCUGACAAGGGAAAAAUCUGUCGUUCUGCCCCUGAACAAGGCAGUUAACUCACUGUUCCACAGGCGCCGAAAGACGUGGAUGUCGAUUUAAGCAGCCCCCCCGUACCUCUCUGAUUCAGAGGGGUUGGGUUAAAUGUGGAAGACAUUUCAGUUGAAUGACUGGGACCACUGACUAGGUAUCACCUUUCCCUUCUCAAACAAUUUAUUACAGGGGUUCAUUGAAUGUCCUUAAUGUUUUUAAACUGUUUGUUUUGGUGCUGGGAACAGAUUGUUCUGAGCCAGUUAUGUUGAUGACAAACUAGGAGUGAAACGGUUUGUCAGUGUUUAAUGGAUUGAAGUUGAUGCCUUCUGAUUGCAUUGUGUUGAACUGUGGUACACACACACACACACACACAACUGAACUCCCAAGUUGUGUGUUACGAUGGGUCUAUGUCAGACUGUCAAUGUUAGUUACCCACCAGCUCCUGCCCUGUACUGUAAAUAUCCAAUCAGACAUCACUAUCAGUCUGCUCUACUCCUCUUGAUAAUGUUGGGAGGUAUUGCUGUUGUUAAAGGAGAUGCAUUGAAUUGCUAAUCAAAGGAGCCAUCUUGUUAUUUUGAAGCUGUAUAAUUUGAGUCGUCACAGUGCAAGUGGAAGUGUAGCGUCAGUGAUUUUAAUGUCAAUUCAUCACACUUCCUUUUAGCUUUGGACUCUUUCUCCGGCUGAAACCUUCAGGGCAGCAUUUGAAUGGGGUCUUAUACCUUCCCUCGGUUUGACCUCUUGUCAGUGCAGCAUUUGAAUGGGGUCUUAUACCUUCCCUCGGUUUGACCCGUUUGUUUUGUUGUUAAAAUCUACAAGAGGAAGGGGCCUCUAAUUGUUGCAGCUCUAUUUUGAAUUUUGACUCUUCCUAAAGAAGGACCAAUGAUCAACUGGACCAAGUUUGUGUUCCAAAUGGCACCCUAUUCCCUAUAUAGUGCACUACUUUAGAGCAGGUCCCAUAGGGCUUGGGUUAAAAGUAUUGCACAAUGUAGUAAAUAGGGUGCCAUUUGGGACGUACUCCUGUCUUGUCGGUCUCUUAUUGAGGAAAAAUAACUACAUGGAUGUGGAAAACAAACAUCUGUUUUAAAUAAAUCAA